Molecule: messenger RNA, 2830 nt
Organism: Lathyrus oleraceus (garden pea)
Lineage: Eukaryota; Viridiplantae; Streptophyta; Magnoliopsida; Fabales; Fabaceae
Exons: 8
Coding region: 326-2413 (695 amino acids)
Biological process (GO): mRNA splicing, via spliceosome; spliceosomal complex assembly
Cellular component (GO): precatalytic spliceosome; Prp19 complex; post-mRNA release spliceosomal complex
Molecular function (GO): protein binding
Source: RefSeq, a predicted model, not a curated record
AAGAUUUUCCUCCUUUCCUUCACAACCUUGUACCAUUCUUCUCUCUUUCUCCUUUCUUUGAAACACAUAAACUCCCCCUUCCCUCGAAAACCCUAAUAGUCAUCUUCGUUCGAAAUUCCUUUCAUGUCCUUCAUUUGUUUCUCAAUAAACCAUCGACACGUCAUGCUUUUCAAUUUUCUCUGAACACGCUAGCUUUCUACUGCACUGCAAUUUCUCGCCGUCGUCGUCAGUGGGCCUGCUUUCUCCAAUUCCGACUCUCACUCCCCUCUUUUUUAUCUGUUCGUAGAAAUUUCAUCACAGCAUCUUCACCUUAAUCCCUCACCAGAUGUCUUCCUCCAAAGAUGCCGACCCUAGCUUGGGUUAUCUCACUAGAAAGGAUACAGAGGUGAAACUACCUCGACCAACUAGGGUUAAGAACAAAACCCCUGCUCCGAUUCAAAUCACAGCCGAGCAAAUUCUUCGCGAAGCUAGGGAGCGUCAAGAGGCUGAGAUCCGUCCUCCCAAGCAGAAAAUCACAGAUCCCACAGAACUCGGCGAGUACCGUCUCCGCAAGCGAAAGGAAUUCGAAGAUUUAAUCCGGCGAGUUCGAUGGAAUGUAAGUGUAUGGAUCAAAUAUGCACAGUGGGAAGAGUCGCAGAAAGACUUCAAACGUGCACGUUCUGUUUGGGAGAGAGCUUUGGAAGUUGAUUACAAGAAUCAUACACUAUGGUUGAAAUACGCAGAGGUUGAAAUGAAGAAUAAGUUUAUUAAUCAUGCUAGGAAUGUUUGGGAUCGCGCUGUUACUCUUUUGCCUCGAGUGGAUCAGUUGUGGUAUAAGUAUAUUCACAUGGAGGAGGUGCUUGGGAAUGUUGCUGGUGCAAGGCAGGUUUUUGAGAGGUGGAUGAAAUGGAUGCCGGAUCAGCAAGGAUGGUUAUCUUAUAUCAAAUUUGAGCUGAGAUAUAAUGAAAUUGAACGGGCCAGAGGAAUUUUCGAGCGAUUUGUUCUGUGUCACCCUAGGGUCGGUGCUUGGAUACGCUAUGCCAAGUUUGAGAUGAAGAAUGGUGAGGUUCCUAGGUCGAGGAAUGUUUAUGAAAGAGCGGUGGAGAAGCUUGCUGAUGAUGAGGAAGCUGAACAGCUUUUUGUGGCGUUUGCUGAGUUUGAGGAAAGGUGCAAGGAGGCAGAGAGGGCAAGGUGUAUUUAUAAGUUUGCACUUGAUCAUAUUCCGAAGGCGAGGGCUGAGGAUUUGUAUCGUAAGUUUGUGGCAUUUGAAAAGCAGUAUGGUGAUAGGGAAGGGAUUGAGGAUGCUAUUGUUGGGAAGAGGAGGUUUCAGUAUGAAGAUGAAGUGAGGAAAAAUCCUUUGAAUUAUGAUUCUUGGUUUGACUACAUAAGAUUGGAAGAGAGUGUGGGGAAUAAGGGAAGAACUAGGGAGGUUUAUGAGAGAGCUAUAGCUAAUGUUCCACCAGCCGAGGAGAAGCGAUACUGGCAACGCUAUAUUUAUUUGUGGAUUAAUUAUGCACUCUAUGAAGAGCUCGAUGCCGGAGAUAUGGAGCGAACAAGAGAUGUGUACAGGGAGUGUCUCAACCAAAUACCUCACCAGAAGUUCUCAUUUGCUAAGGUAUGGCUUCUAGCAGCCCAGUUUGAAAUACGUCAGCUGAAUCUCAAGGGGGCUCGUCAAAUAUUAGGGAAUGCUAUUGGAAAGGCGCCUAAAGAUAAGAUAUUUAAGAAAUACAUAGAGAUAGAACUGCAGCUUGGUAAUAUAGAUCGAUGCAGAAAACUGUAUGAAAAGUAUCUAGAGUGGUCACCUGAAAAUUGCUAUGCAUGGAGCAAGUAUGCAGAAUUGGAGAGAUCUUUAGCUGAGACUGAGCGAGCUAGAGCAAUUUUUGAGCUUGCAAUUGCUCAACCAGCAUUGGAUAUGCCUGAGUUGUUGUGGAAGGCAUACAUUGACUUUGAAACUGCUGAGUGUGAAUUCGAGAAAGCUAGAGUGCUUUAUGAAAGGCUUCUUGAUCGAACAAAGCACUUGAAGGUAUGGAUAAGUUAUGCAGAGUUUGAAGCAACAGCUAUUGAUGAGAGUUUAGAGUUAUCAGAACAAGAACAAAAGGAGCAGUGCAUUAAGCGCGCCAGAAGGGUGUUCGAGGAAGCUCUAAACUACUUCAGAUCAUCAGCUCCCGAUUUAAAAGAAGAAAGGGCAAUGCUAUUGGAGAAAUGGCUCAACUUGGAGGCUUCAUCUGGGGAGCUAGGUGAUGUUAGCUUAGUCCAGUCUAAGCUACCCAAGAAGCUUAAGAAGAGAAGGCAAAUUUCUACUGAAGAUGGCUCUUCUAGAAUUGAAGAAUUUAUCGACUAUCUGUUCCCUGAGGAAACUCAGACAACCAAUCUCAAGAUCUUGGAAGCUGCUUACAAAUGGAAGAAGCAAAAGUUGUCUUCAGCUGAUGAUUGAGAGUAUGUUGUAGGGUGAUAUGAUUCCCUUAUUGUAAAACGGGCAUAUACAUUAGCUUUAGCAGCUAAGGGUAUGUUUGGUUUGGUGAUAUGUGAUGGAAUGAAAUGGAGUGGAGCGGUAAGUAAUCGGAUACCAUUGUUUGGAUUUGCAAGUAAUGGAUGGAGCAGAAUUAGGGUGUGUAUGCAACUGAAUGAAGUAAUUAGUUAUGUUCCAUUAAGCCAAAUUAACAAAAAUACACAAUGGAAUGGAAUAUCUGAACCAUUCCUUACUGUUUCACUCCAUUCCAUUAGGGUCUAUGUUCUAGUCUAUCCAUUCAAACAUCGCCCAAGUCAAUUUUGGGCUAUUAAAGUUUGUAAGUUGUAACAGAUAGUUUCCUAUUUUGAAAAAAGUUUGCAACAGAGAACUGCAUUUAAGGAA